Prorocentrum cordatum is the source of this 648-nucleotide messenger RNA. The record is from the annotation of a GenBank genome assembly. Lineage: Eukaryota; Dinophyceae; Prorocentrales; Prorocentraceae.
GGCGUUCAGCUGAUGCGUGGAGUUGAGCACAAGAACGAGAAGCAGUUCGAGGUUGUGGAGGCCGCUGUGCUGGCCUCUCUUGUGCGCCCGACGAUUGGCAAAGAUUUCUCCGCGGAGCUGGUUCCAGUCAUUGGUCGCCUCGCCGCGCUGGAGAAGCAAUCCUCGGACCUGCACGCCGCUCUCUGUGAUGGCUUUGCUGCUCUCGCCCUGCAGGUUCGUUCCUUGCAGGUCGAGGUCACCGCAGAAGUCCCGUCUGUUGGUUUGGUUAACGCGAAGCUGGAUGCCAUGCGCGGCCUACUGCGCUGCACUUGCGCGCAAUACCACGAGACAGUCAAGGACCAGAUUUUCAAUGCAAAGGCGUACACUGACGACCAGAUUCGCCGCGUCCCGAAGUCUGCCGACCUCCAGCUCCUGUGGGCUGACUGCGAGCUACUGGUGGACAACGGCCACGCCGCGACAGAAGAGUUCAUGUCCCAGGUGAAGGACCAGAUCCUGGUGAAAGCUGCCGAGGAGCUGGGAGGACUCGUGAAGGUGGCUGUGGAGCAGGUGCGUUAUCAUCUAGUACGCGAUUUUCAUCAUAUACAAAAUGAAGUUGUUCUUCUUCGUUCCUUAUGUGGCCAAGUCAACGAGCUCGGCGAAGAGCACGCU